This is a messenger RNA of Artibeus jamaicensis (Jamaican fruit-eating bat), 3086 nucleotides long. It is a transcript of the gene RANBP9, whose product is annotated as RAN binding protein 9. Gene Ontology annotation, cellular component: cytoplasm. Gene Ontology annotation, biological process: cytoskeleton organization; cell surface receptor signaling pathway. The transcript is spliced from 15 exons. The coding region runs from base 96 to 2396 and encodes 766 amino acids. Gene Ontology annotation, molecular function: protein binding. The record is from RefSeq and is a predicted model, not a curated record. Lineage: Eukaryota; Metazoa; Chordata; Mammalia; Chiroptera; Phyllostomidae.
GCCUGGUGCCGGCGGCCGAAGCGACAGCGCCCCCGGGAAGCAGAGGAGGAAGGAGAGAAGAGGUGGAGGCGAUCGUAGGCUGAGUCGCGGCCGGGAUGUCCGGGCAGCCGCCGCAGCCGUCGCCGCAACAGCAGCAGCAACAGCAGCAGCUGCCGCCACCGCCGCCGGCGGCCGUGGCCCCGGUCUCCGGAGUCGUUCUCCCGGCGCCCUCGGCCGUCAGCGCCGGCUCCUCUCCCGCCGGCUCCCCCGGUGGCGGCGCGGGGGGCGGCUUGGGGGCCGCGGCGGCCGCCCUGCUCCUCCACCCACCGCCGCCACCGCCGCCACCCCCGGCCACUGCCGCCCCGCCGCCGCCACCGCCACCCCCGCCGCCUGCCUCUGUCGUCGCCCCCGCCAGCGCGCCCCCCGCGCCCCCGGGUCUCACAGCGGGCCCGGGCUCGGCCGGAGGCGCCCCAGCCCUGGCGGGCAGCAGCGCCGCGGCCCCCUUCCUGCACGGGGAUUCGGCCCUGAACGAGCAGGAGAAGGAGCUGCAGCGGCGGCUCAAACGCCUCUACCCGGCGGUGGACGAACAGGAGACGCCGCUGCCUCGGUCCUGGAGCCCGAAGGACAAGUUCAGUUACAUCGGCCUCUCUCAGAACAACCUGCGGGUGCACUACAAAGGUCAUGGCAAAACCCCAAAAGAUGCAGCAUCAGUUCGUGCCACACAUCCGAUACCAGCAGCCUGUGGGAUUUAUUAUUUUGAAGUAAAAAUUGUCAGUAAGGGAAGAGAUGGAGAGAGCGGAAGGGAGGAGGAAGGAGAGGGAGAGAAACACCAAUGUGAGAGAGGAACAUCGAAGGGUUGCCUCUCAUACACCUCUCAUACACACCCCAAUCAGGAACCGAACCCGCAACCUAGUUACAUGGGAAUUGGUCUCUCUGCUCAAGGCGUGAACAUGAAUAGACUACCAGGCUGGGAUAAGCAUUCAUAUGGUUAUCAUGGGGAUGACGGACAUUCAUUUUGUUCUUCUGGAACGGGACAACCUUAUGGACCAACGUUUACGACUGGUGAUGUCAUUGGUUGUUGUGUUAACCUUAUCAACAAUACCUGCUUCUACACCAAGAAUGGACAUAGUUUAGGUAUUGCCUUCACUGACCUACCGCCAAACUUAUAUCCCACUGUUGGGCUCCAGACACCAGGAGAGGUCGUUGAUGCCAAUUUUGGGCAGCAUCCUUUUGUGUUUGAUAUAGAAGACUACAUGCGGGAGUGGAGAACCAAAAUACAGGCACAGAUAGACCGGUUUCCUAUUGGAGAUCGAGAAGGAGAGUGGCAGACCAUGAUACAAAAAAUGGUUUCAUCUUACUUAGUCCAUCAUGGGUACUGUGCCACAGCAGAGGCCUUUGCCAGAUCUACAGACCAGACCGUUCUAGAAGAGUUGGCUUCCAUUAAGAAUAGACAAAGAAUUCAGAAAUUGGUAUUAGCAGGAAGAAUGGGAGAAGCCAUUGAAACAACACAACAGUUGUACCCAAGUUUACUUGAAAGAAAUCCUAAUCUUCUUUUCACAUUAAAAGUGCGUCAGUUUAUAGAAAUGGUGAAUGGUACAGAUAGUGAAGUACGAUGUUUGGGAGGCCGAAGUCCAAAAUCUCAAGACAGUUAUCCUGUUAGUCCUCGACCUUUUAGUAGUCCAAGUAUGAGCCCCAGCCAUGGAAUGAAUAUCCACAAUUUAGCAUCUGGCAAAGGGAGUACUGCACAUUUUUCUGGUUUUGAAAGUUGUAGUAAUGGUAUAAUAUCAAAUAAAGCACAUCAAUCAUAUUGCCAUAGUAAACACCAGUCAUCUAAUUUGAAUGUACCAGAACUGAACAGUAUAAACAUGUCAAGAUCACAGCAAGUUAAUAACUUCACCAGUAAUGAUGUAGACAUGGAAACAGAUCACUACUCCAAUGGAGUUGGAGAAACUUCAUCCAAUGGUUUCCUAAAUGGUAGCUCUAAACAUGACCACGAAAUGGAAGAUUGUGACACCGAAAUGGAAGUUGAUUCAAGUCAGUUAAGACGCCAGCUGUGUGGAGGAAGUCAGGCCGCCAUAGAAAGAAUGAUUCACUUUGGAAGGGAGCUACAAGCGAUGAGUGAACAGCUGAGGAGAGAAUGUGGCAAGAACACAGCAAAUAAAAAAAUGUUGAAGGAUGCAUUCAGUUUACUAGCAUAUUCAGAUCCUUGGAACAGCCCUGUUGGAAAUCAACUUGACCCAAUUCAGAGAGAACCUGUGUGCUCAGCUCUUAACAGUGCAAUAUUAGAAACCCACAAUCUGCCAAAGCAACCUCCACUUGCUCUAGCAAUGGGACAGGCCACACAAUGUCUAGGACUGAUGGCUCGAUCAGGAAUUGGAUCCUGUGCAUUUGCCACAGUGGAAGACUACCUACAUUAGCUAUGCAUUUAAGGAGCUCACACUUAUAUUGUGGCAUAUAGUCAACAUGGAAGUAGACCAGCUCUGCUGAUUUGAAAUUUAGAUUUUUUUAAUUAUGUACUGGGGACAGGUUUUUGUCGCUUUACAUUGCUUCCUAGUUUACAGCAUGAUGCAAAUGAUUUUCUAACUUAGUGUUAGGAGAAAUUAUUUUCCAUCUUUAACCUCUUAGAUAUCUAAGAGUUAAAUAUUACCGAAUCUCAGAUGUUUGAAUUUAUCAUCACAAAUCCUUUAAAACAAUUACCUAAAAGAAACCAAAAAAAUCCUGCCUUCUUUGUUGGGGGGAGAGCGGGGAAGGAAAUGGAACAAGUUGUGUUGUGUUAGCAUGUGGGUGAUGUAAACUUCAAAUUGGGAGAUGUUCCAACCCCCCACUCCCAUUUAAGCAUUCAAUCAGUGUAACUUGCAAAAUGCAUAAACAUCCGACAGUUUGAAUUUAUAGUGUUGAUGGAAGAAAUCAUUUUUAAUGUGUACUGUAAAACUUGAAAUACUCAGGAGCUGAGUGAAUACGUUUGUUGCUACUUACAAUCCCAACCUGUUAGUCCCAGUAGUUUUGUUUUAACAUGGUCUUUUCAACUUUGUUUCCUGUUUAACAACCAACGACUUCUGUUGUAGACUCACAAGUUUAACUUGUAUUAUAACAGUAUUAUAUGUCAA